This is a messenger RNA of Rubroshorea leprosula, 1741 nucleotides long. Lineage: Eukaryota; Viridiplantae; Streptophyta; Magnoliopsida; Malvales; Dipterocarpaceae. The record is from the annotation of a GenBank genome assembly.
GCUUUCCAAAUAGCAAAGCUUAAAAGCUACUUGUGUGGGCUCCCGAGGAGAUUCCUCCGCUUCUCCAAGGCUAGUUUUUUCUUAUCAGGGUAUGCUGAUACUGCUGUUUCAUAUGUCUUCAAUUGAUGGAAUUUUUUACUGGGGACUGGCACUCUUAUCAGUGGACAUGUCGGCAGAACAAUAUAUGAAGGAGUUUCUCAGUGAUCAACUAACAGUUAAUCAAUCGGAACAGGUUAUAGAUCAACUGGCAGUUGAUCAAUCGGUACUGGUUAUAGAUCAAUUGGCAGUUGAUCAAUCGGAACAGGUUAUAGAUCAACUGGCAGUUAAUCAAUCGAAACAGGGUAUAAAUCAACUGGCAGUUAAUCAAUUGGAACAGGGUAUAGAUGAUGCGAAUAAAACAAAUAAUCGCAUAGAUGCUUGGACGUUUAUUGCAAGAUUUGCAGGGGCCGUUUUAGGCGGGGUGCUGUUAUCAGAUUCUUCAAAAAGUAAACAGCUCUAUAUUCCAGCAAUUUUUGUGGGAAUUGGCAGCAUAUUUUGCUAUUCUUACAGCAUAUGUUAUAAGGUAUCUUUAGGAGAUCAUAAAGGGCAAAAGCAUGAAUUAAGGCCGCUUCUGAAAUAUCUACCUCUGUGGGCACCUUUCCUUAUAUAUUAUGUUGUUGAUGCAGCAGGUAGCGCCUUCUUUGAUUAUGAAGCUUAUUUGUAUAUAAUAGAGAAAUUUUCUGGAAUCAUAAUAUCGCGUUUAAUUGGUUAUGUAAUCACAAAGUUUUGCAGCAAGGUAAACCAACAGGUACAACAACGCAUUAGGCUAGCGAAUAUUAUUUUCGGGAUGUUGGUUUGUUUUUUGCUCUGCAUUGACACUUGGCAUGUUCAGGCUAAAAGAAAAUCAGAAGGCUCAUUCACCUUCACUCUACAGUUUAUCUUGUUAGGAAUUAUGAAACAAAUGGUUAAAGAAAUGUUAGGAGAAUACUUCUGUGACCAAGUACCAGAUAAAUCCUUGCAUCAUUUGGAAUUCACAUUCAAUAGCUUUGUGGAAGGAAUGGGAAGAUUGUUAGCUGUGGUUUCUAUUCUAGUUUUUAGAAAUUGGAUUGGUGAGACUGUCAACAAUAGCCAUUUAGACAAAUACUUUCGAACAUUGGCAUUUAUGAGCUUAUGUGCCUUACUUAUGUUCGUAUAUCUAUCCAAUACUUGUUAUUUGAAGAAAGAAACAAAGGAUCAUGAUGACUAUCUUAAGAAGUUGGAAGAAGGUAGCCUCAGUCCAGCAGCACGCCCAGACUUGGACAGUUCAAGACCUUCUGUUAAUAGAGACUACUGGUCAAUUGUAAAAGGGUAAUUAUCUAUUUUUCUUUUAAUUCUUUCUCCACUCUUUUCAAACUCAAUUACAUUAAUUGCAGAUAAUAAAGAAUUAUGAAAUAUCUAGGUACCAAAGAUGCCAUGGCUUUUUAAGGUACAUCAAGGAACGCUUGGGGGCGAAGGAAAAGUCUAGUUGAUAACCAUUGCUUCACAAACUUGUUCUAAACGACCGUGAAUGGUUUCACUUUUGAUGACAGUGAUCUGUUAUUAUUAUGUUCUCAUUUUGUGCUGCUGUGUAAGUGUUUAUGGUUACUUAUGUCAUGGAUGUGCUUAAUUGUUAAGAUUCAUUUUAAUUAAUUCUUGUAUAAUAUAGCUUCUCUUGUGAACUUUGUAUAUAUGACCCUCUGUAUUAAAUAUGGUUGUGUUUAUGUUAUAAAUACUUAUAUGUUCA